Messenger RNA from Nannospalax galili (Upper Galilee mountains blind mole rat), 5809 nucleotides. RefSeq names its product netrin 1 (gene Ntn1). The record is from RefSeq and is a predicted model, not a curated record. Gene Ontology annotation, molecular function: protein binding. The transcript is spliced from 7 exons. The coding region runs from base 378 to 2192 and encodes 604 amino acids. NCBI's taxonomy places the organism in Eukaryota, Metazoa, Chordata, Mammalia, Rodentia, Spalacidae.
UUCGGGGGCGAGCGUGCGUGUGAGAGUGCGCGCCAGCGAGCGUGAGUGUGUGUGCGCCCCGGGCGCGGGCAGGGCACACUCCGACCGCGGAGGGAGCGGCGGGAGACGGGCUGCCGCGUCGUCACUCGGGAGAAGGAGGCGGCGGCGGUGGCGGUGGCGGCCGAGGCCGGGGCUGGGGCAGCGGCGGCCGCGCCGGGCAUGGAGCUGGCAAGCCCGCGCUGAGACAGGACGCGAGAGGCUCUCCGCUGUCCGGCGCGCGGGCUCCCGGGCCGGGGCCAGACAAACUUUUCUUUCUCUUUUGCCAUCACUUAGAGGCGCCUUGUGCGGCGGGCGGAUCGACUCCUGGCGCGGCGGGGCCGGGGCAAGCUGGACGCGGCAUGAUGCGCGCAGUGUGGGAGGCGCUGGCGGCGCUGGCGGCUGUGGCGUGCCUGGUGGGCGCAGUGCGCGGCGGGCCCGGGCUCAGCAUGUUCGCCGGCCAGGCGGCGCAGCCGGAUCCCUGCUCGGAUGAGAAUGGCCACCCGCGCCGCUGCAUCCCGGACUUUGUCAAUGCAGCCUUCGGCAAGGACGUGCGCGUGUCCAGCACCUGCGGCCGGCCCCCGGCCCGCUACUGCGUGGUGAGCGAGCGUGGCGAGGAGCGGCUGCGCUCCUGCCAUCUCUGCAACUCGUCGGACCCCAAGAAAGCACACCCACCCGCCUUCCUCACCGACCUCAACAACCCGCACAACCUGACGUGCUGGCAGUCGGAGAACUACCUGCAGUUCCCGCACAACGUGACCCUCACGCUGUCGCUAGGCAAGAAGUUCGAGGUGACCUACGUGAGCCUGCAGUUUUGCUCGCCACGGCCCGAGUCCAUGGCCAUCUACAAGUCCAUGGACUACGGGCGCACGUGGGUACCCUUCCAGUUCUACUCCACUCAGUGCCGCAAGAUGUACAACCGGCCGCACCGCGCGCCCAUCACCAAGCAGAACGAGCAGGAGGCCGUGUGCACCGACUCGCACACUGACAUGCGCCCGCUCUCCGGCGGCCUAAUCGCCUUCAGCACGCUGGACGGGCGACCCUCGGCGCACGACUUCGACAACUCGCCGGUGCUGCAGGACUGGGUCACGGCCACUGACAUCCGCGUGGCCUUCAGCCGCCUGCACACUUUUGGAGACGAGAACGAAGACGACUCGGAACUGGCGCGUGACUCCUACUUCUAUGCGGUGUCCGACCUGCAGGUUGGCGGCCGCUGCAAGUGCAACGGCCACGCGGCGCGUUGCGUGCGCGACCGCGACGACAGCCUGGUGUGUGAAUGCAGGCACAACACGGCCGGCCCUGAAUGUGACCGCUGCAAGCCCUUCCACUACGACCGACCCUGGCAGCGCGCCACGGCCCGAGAGGCCAACGAAUGCGUGGCCUGCAACUGCAACCUCCAUGCCCGCCGCUGCCGCUUCAACAUGGAGCUCUAUAAGCUAUCUGGACGAAAGAGUGGGGGCGUCUGUCUCAACUGCCGCCACAACACGGCAGGCCGCCACUGCCACUACUGCAAGGAGGGCUUCUACCGCGACAUGGGGAAGCCCAUCACCCACCGGAAGGCCUGCAAAGCUUGUGAUUGCCACCCCGUGGGUGCCGCUGGCAAGACCUGCAACCAAACCACUGGCCAGUGUCCCUGCAAGGAUGGCGUGACAGGCAUCACCUGCAACCGCUGUGCCAAAGGCUACCAGCAGAGCCGCUCUCCCAUCGCCCCCUGCAUCAAGAUUCCUGUAGCGCCACCAACCACUGCAGCCAGCAGCGUGGAGGAGCCUGAAGACUGUGACUCCUACUGCAAGGCCUCCAAAGGGAAGCUGAAGAUCAACAUGAAGAAGUACUGCAAGAAGGACUAUGCUGUCCAGAUCCAUAUCCUGAAGGCGGACAAGGCAGGGGACUGGUGGAAGUUCACAGUGAACAUCAUCUCGGUGUACAAGCAGGGCACAAGUCGCAUCCGCCGUGGUGACCAGAGCUUAUGGAUCCGCUCACGAGACAUCGCCUGCAAGUGCCCCAAAAUCAAGCCCCUUAAGAAGUACCUGCUGCUGGGCAAUGCCGAGGACUCGCCUGACCAGAGUGGCAUCGUGGCAGACAAGAGCAGCCUGGUGAUCCAGUGGCGGGAUACGUGGGCACGGCGGCUGCGCAAGUUCCAGCAGCGAGAGAAGAAGGGCAAGUGCAAGAAGGCCUAGCGCGGAGGCAGCGCGCGCCGGCUCAGGCGGCCAGGGCGCCAGGGCGCUGGCAAGAGCGAUGGCCACAGACUUGGCCCUCCAGGGCUUUCCCAGGUUGGGGGAGGGUGGGGGCGGGGCGCAGUCUGAGCGGGGGCGGGGCCCUCGGCGGCUCCACCCCAGCCCCACCCUCGCGCCCCCAGCGGCACCCCUGUGCACACAGCACAAGAGGACCCUGUGUUGACAGGCCAGGCCCUGGAGAAAUGAGGACGACGUAGCUACUACCUCACGGCGCUCCUUCCAGAGCAGAGAUGCGCUUCCCUAGGGCAAGGUGGGGUCGCCGUGGAGGGGCUGGGGGCAGCCGGCCCUGAGGCCCAAGAGGCGGGCACAGAAUGGCACAGUGGCCCACAACCGCUGUGCUUGCUGGUUAUUGGAGAAGGGGAUAUGAGGAGAACUGUGAAUUUUCAUGCCUGCAGCCUGGGCACGGGCAACCAAACCAUCAUCCCCGACACAGAAGAACCGCCCCCCCGCCCCCUCCCCACCUUUCUCCGCGAUCUACUGUCUAGGAAUUCCCAUAGGACUCCUGACUUUGACAAUCUGGUUCCUCUGUCAAGGGGCCAGAUGGCAUUGGGUAAUCCAGCUUCUGGGCGUCAUCGCCACCUGCUGGACUGGUCUCCUGGGUGGAGCUCACUAUCUGUAGUGGGGGUGGGGGGACUACUGGGUCCCACUCUGCCCCAGUGGGGCUGGUCUAGGCUUCUGGCCCAUCAGAGGGCCUAAGGCCCAAGGACACCCCUGAGAAGCCCAAGCCGGGUGGUCACUGGCUCUGCUGGCACUGCCUGUGGGAGGAGGCUCUGUAAACCAAAACCUCCCAGAGAGUUUCCUUUCUGGAAACUUGGAAACAGCCCCUUUUAUGACAUUUUUCCAGGGGAGGGGGAGGGGGGACUGGCGGGGUUUAGGGCAAUGACACUAUUUGUGUAAUGACAUCAGCUCCCACAAGGCCUCUCAGCAGUGUCAACAGCUGGAAAGGGCCUGGUCAGGCAUGGAAUGCUGGCUGUACAGACAGUUGGGCCGAGCUUGGGGGUGGGGGCUUGCUCGAGUCAGGACAAGGUUGCUGGCUCAGCCAGGUGCCCUAGUGUCCAAAGCCAUAGGCAGGCAGAGCCCAGAGUGGCCAGAUUCCUAGGAGCCAAGGAAGCCGUGGCCACUUCCUGUUGCCGUCUUCACUGCUGGUUCCCAAGGGUUAAGAAUCCCACUGUGGCCCACAGCUGUCUUUGUCUUGCCUGGGCAGCCUCACCCAUUCCUUUCUGGCUGUCUUGUGACAGUUCCUAUGCCUUCCUCUGUGCCUAGUCCUCUUAAGCCUCCAAGAAUAUCCUCAGGCAGGCAGCUCCAAGUCUUUUCUUCCUGUUGCUUCACAGGCCCCCUUCGCCGCCUUUGCCUCCCUCCACUCAGGCCUCCAGCCCCAACCUCAUGCCCUGCACACUGGAUGAGAGGUCUGGCUCCUCUCUCCGUCAGGAAAUUGGUUUCAUUUCCCCUGCCCAUUUAUGGCUGCCCAAAAGGACCAUACAAGGAAUGAAGCUCAGCCCCUUAGCAGCUUGGCUUUGCUUCUCCCACUUGUGCCCACGUCACCACUGCCAUUUACUGAGCACCUGCUUGGUGCCAGGCACUUUACCCACACACUCUUAGCCUGUCUUCAUAAUAAUCCCAUGGGAUAGGGAUUGUCAUCCCCCUUUUUACCAGAAAAGAAAUGCAUACGCAUGCAUGCCUAAGGUCACAAGUACACGAUAGCACUGGGACUCACACUCUGGCCAGCUGCACACCAGCUCUGUGGCCCACUUAGCAUUUCCCACAGCAGGAUGGGGGUUGGGGAAAAGCUGUCAAAUGCAACUGGGUUUGGAAACCUUGGUUGAAACCUCGAGAAUAUGAGCCUGGAGUGGGGUCAGCGACAGGCACAGUGACACCUCUAGAGGGGGCAUCAAGAGUGGCAGGGUACAGGGAAUGGACUCACUAGAGAGCAGCUCCAGGAAGUCCCAGGGUCCAGGAAGGUAGGCUUUGGCCAUUGGAAAGGGCUUAGAAAGGUGACUUGGCUACUCCAAGCAUGGGGAGAGGGUGGCAGGGAGCAGAAAGACCUGCCCGGGAAAGGUCAUGUGGUUUCCUUGGCCCAAGCCUGAGGUUAGAGGGCAGGGGCCUUUCCCUAGGCUCUAGCCCGUGUGGUCUGCUGAGUGCUGUCAGCAGCAAAUGGCUGCAUGCUGCAAAGCAGCUGUCCUAUUGUUAUACUAACAUAACUUCUGACUUACCCAGGAGGGCUGUGCCAGCUCUGCCCUGUGAACCUGGGUCCCAGUCUCACCUGGUAUCCUUUGAGACCCCUUAGCUAGAGCCAGGGACCAGCAAAGCAACAAGACAUAUUGCUGAAAAUCCAGUGACACCCCUCAACCACUCCAGUGAGGAUUACGUUGAAUGGCCAGGUAGAAGUCAUUACAGUUUGUCACAGCUGCCUCCUGCAUGUCUUGAACCCAGCCUGAACCUGGCUCACCUCUCCUCUGCCUGAGAGCCAGCCUGGGGAACGCAGCCUUCUCCCACCCACCCUCUGUCCCACCCCAGGGAGGAGAUGGAAAGGGGAAAGGAGAUGGAAAGGAGACAUCCUAUUUGUACAGUUAGGAAGGGAUGCAAAACGGAAGUAGGUUCCGAGUUUGAGAGUGUAUUAACAGAGUUGUGAUAUGUAGGUCUUUGAAGAGCACCAUACCAUGCAUACCAGGUUAAUAAUUCACCAGUCAGACUCCCCAGCUGCCCUUUUUCUUACCAACUGGGUAGUCUGGUGCCCCUGUCAGCCCAGUGCCUGCUUUGCUAACACAGUCACACAAAAGUGUGUGGUUGAGAGAGGAAAUGGGGUAUCCCUAGAUACACUUGUGAGCUGUGACCUCUGUCUAGAGCAUCUGUCUUUGAAAGCAGGGCAGGAGGCUGUGAAUGGCCCACAGCCCUUAGGGACCUCUUGGAACACUGCCUCAGUAGUAACAUACAGGCAAUGGGUACAGGCUGUCUAAGAACUGUCCCAAGCUGGAACAAGACAAAUGAAGAGACCUUUAGGGACUGACUUGGGAAAUGGUUCCUUUAGAAUCUCAACACUUAAAAGACCCUCCUCUCCUCCAUCCGCAGAGCCUAGAGAGUGGGCAAAGCUCACACUGAUGGGCCAUGGUCCGAGGAUAGCUGUUCCUGUGGACCACAGCCAUGCCAUACCCCAGGGGUAUCAAAAUUGUCUUUGUGGGUCCUUGCCCCUGCCAAAAUCCAAGCCAGCCACCCCUCUUGUGUUGUUGGACAUCCCUCACCAUUUCCUAUUCCAGACACACCUCCUGGCCUCCCUGGCCUCCCUCCUGUGUUGCCGAUUUCUGCUUACUCAGAAUUGUAAAUGUUUAGUUGUGACCAUGACAUAUUGUUUGGGUCAGUGUUCCUUUCCAAUGCAUACUAAUAUAUUAUGGUUAUUAUAUAUGAAUAUAUUUAAUGACAUGGAGAAAGUUGUGGAUUUUUUUAAGGUUUUUUUUUGUUUGUUUGUUUAAAUUAGAGUUGUGAUGGACCCAGAUGGAACUUGUAACGUGGGCCCCACAUGAUAGAACUAAAUUCAGAUAUCAUUAAAUAAACUCUUGUAUACUGUG